This is a messenger RNA of Mauremys mutica (yellowpond turtle), 2727 nucleotides long. It is a transcript of the gene CHST2, whose product is annotated as carbohydrate sulfotransferase 2. Gene Ontology annotation, molecular function: N-acetylglucosamine 6-O-sulfotransferase activity. Gene Ontology annotation, cellular component: Golgi membrane. Gene Ontology annotation, biological process: carbohydrate metabolic process; N-acetylglucosamine metabolic process; sulfur compound metabolic process. The transcript has a single exon. NCBI's taxonomy places the organism in Eukaryota, Metazoa, Chordata, Testudines, Geoemydidae. The record is from RefSeq and is a predicted model, not a curated record. The coding region runs from base 858 to 2258 and encodes 466 amino acids.
CGGGCGGGCGGCUCCGUUUUGCUCUGCCGGGAGCCCGGGGUGCGGAGGAGCAGCAGCUCGUGCUCCAAGUGUCUCUCUCGGGCAGCUGGGCUUGCAAUGGAGCCCGGGGUGCCGGAGGGGUGACGGCCGAGCGCCGGGGGCUGCUGUGCGCGGGGUCGCCCGCCGGAGCUGGUACAGACCGGGCCGGCGAUCGCCAAGGCGGCUCUGACCGAUGCGGAGGGAAGCCGGGGAAGUAGCCCGCCGCGACCCCUUUGCCUGGCGCUCGCUGCUCCCCGCAUCCGGUCUGAUCCCCCCCGCCCCGCGCCAGAGAGGCGGCGAGCGGGGGACGGAGCGCGGCUCGCCGCAGCCACCCAGGAGGAGCCGCCGCUGCUGCGCGGGAGGCGAGAUGCACUUUCGGAGCGCUCGGCAGCUCAGCAGCACCCUAAAGUUUCCCCCCUCCCGUGCCCCGGCUGCUUGCUCGCCGCUGGGCUGCGGAACGGAGACUCCCGCUGCUGCCGCCGCGAUGGGCCAGCGGAGCGCCGCGCGCUAGCCGGCUGCAGAGCCCGGCGCUAGGGGGCAUCGGCCAAGGGGGGAGAUCGCUGCCGCUGCUGCUGCUUCCCCCGGCCCCAGCCUGCCCGCUGCGGCUAUGAAGGGAAGAAAGAAACGAAAGUUGCUGUGAGCCGGCAGCUGGGGAGACCCGCUGGCGCGAGGCUGGAGCACGGGCUAGUAACGAGGGCGCAGCCCCGCCAGGCAGCAUCGGCUGCCCGGACUGGGCGUCCCCACCCCCGGGGCGUGCGGCAUGCCAGAUCCGCCGCGGGAAGGGCUCUCUGCUGGGGGCAUGCGGGCAGCCCCCCCGGACCCGCGCUCCGUGUGAUGUGAUGAGCCACAGCUGGCGCCGGCCCGCCGCUCCUGCCCCUGCAGUGCUGCUGCUGCUGCCCUGGCCCCCGGCGCGUCUCAGCAUGAAAGUCUUCCGCAGGAAGGCGCUGGUGCUGUGCCUGGGCUACGGGCUGCUGCUGCUGCUCACCAUGCUCAACCUGCUGGACUACAAGUGGCACAAGGAGCCCCAGCAAUGCAACGAGCCCCCCCCGGCCCGGCGCGCCCCUUCCUCCCCGCAGCAGCCCCACUUCCAGCCCCGCUCGGACAUCCGCUCCCUCUACCGGCCCCCCGCGCCGCCGCCCCGCCAGCGCCAGCUGGUCUAUGUCUUCACCACCUGGCGCUCGGGCUCGUCCUUCUUCGGGGAGCUCUUCAACCAGAACCCCGAGGUCUUCUUCCUCUACGAGCCGGUGUGGCACGUGUGGCAGAAGCUGUACCCGGGGGACGCCGUCUCCCUGCAGGGGGCGGCCCGGGACAUGCUCAGCUCCCUCUACCGCUGCGACCUGGCCGUCUUCCAGCUCUACAACACGGCGGGGGCCGGCAAGAACCUCACCACGCUGGGCAUCUUCGGGGCGGCCACCAACAAGGUGAUCUGCUCGUCACCGCUCUGCCCGGCCUACCGCAAGGAGGUGGUGGGCAUGGUGGACGACAAGAUCUGCAAGAGGUGCCCCCCGCAGCGGCUCAGCCUCUUGCAGGACGAGUGCCACAAGUACCACACCCUGGUCAUCAAGGGCGUGCGCGUCUUCGACCUGGCUGUGCUGGCCCCCCUCAUGCAGGACCCUGCGCUGCAGCUCAAAGUUAUCCACCUGGUCCGGGACCCCCGGGCGGUGGCCAGCUCCAGGAUCAAAUCCCGGCACGGCCUGAUCCGGGAGAGCCUGCAGGUGGUGAGGAGCCGGGACCCCCGCAUCCACCGCAUGCCCCUCCUAGAUGCCAGCCACAAGCUGAACAGCAAGAAGGAGGGGGGAGGUGGCUCGGAUUACCACGCACUGGGGGCCAUGGAAGUGAUCUGCAGCAGCAUGGCCAAGACCCUGCAGACUGCCCUGCGUCCACCUGACUGGCUCAAGAACAACUAUCUGGUUGUCCGCUAUGAGGACCUGGUGGUGGAUCCCAUCAAGACUGUGCGGCAGGUGUAUGGCUUUGUCAAUCUGGUGGUGAGCCCGGAGAUGGAGAAGUUUGCCCUCAACAUGACCAGCGGGCCUGGCUACUCCUCCAAGCCCUUUGUGGUGUCUGCCAGGAAUGCCACCCAGGCAGUGAGCGCCUGGAGGACAGCAUUGAGCUUCCAGCAGAUCAAGCAGAUUGAGGACUAUUGCCACCAACCCAUGGCCGUCUUGGGCUACGAGAGAGUCAACAGCCCCGAAGAGGUGAAGGAUCUAAGCAAAACAUUGCUCAGGAAGCCAAGGCUGUGAAUGGGGCACAGAGGAUGCCAACAAGCAUCCUUUCCAAAGGGACAGUUAACCACUGAGCAGGUUUGAAAACAGUCUUCUUUGCUUGAGAGAAAGGAGUGAGGGGAAAAAAAACAUCUGGUAUUCCUUACAAAUGCAUUCAUCAGGAAUUCAGGCAUUCCUCCAAAGACCAUUUGUGGGUAAUAUACAUUGACAUUUUUGCAUUGCUGGGUUAUAUGCAAUUAUAAAAAAAAAAAGUAGGAUUGAUGGUAUUUGUAAAACCCUUUCCUCUCUUAUAUCCAAGGUGAGAUUCAGUACCAAAACCUUGUUUACGGACUUCUUGUUGUGACUGUGAUAAUGAAAGACUUGUGCAAUUUCUGAGACAUCUGUCUCGGUCAGGAUGGGUUGCAGUGGAAACAUAAUAUUGCACAUUGGGUUUUUCUAUUAAAAGUAAAUAUUCACGUGAUCUAAAUAAAGAAAACAAUAAAUGAUA